This is a messenger RNA of Amorphotheca resinae ATCC 22711, 1772 nucleotides long. RefSeq lists its product as hypothetical. The record is from RefSeq and is a predicted model, not a curated record. The transcript has a single exon. The coding region runs from base 79 to 1623 and encodes 514 amino acids. Lineage: Eukaryota; Fungi; Ascomycota; Leotiomycetes; Helotiales; Amorphothecaceae.
CGAAAGACCGAGGACGGUGUCCUUUACUUACCCUUAGGGAGGUAGGGUCCUCUAAACCAUCACUGUCUCGAAGAGAUAAUGCGACCGAAAACCUAUAUCGGGCUAAAUGGCCUCCCUCUGUCCGGCUUCGACUUUGUGGUUGCCGAACGACCUAAAUACAUCCCGGGCUCUGGACCACCGCUAGCCCCCAUCUCUGCCAUACCUGUACAUGACCGGGACGGGUUCAUCAUCAACAAAGUCCAGUUCCAGAAGCAGCUACGGUACCUUGUUGGGUAUGAGGAUCAGCCGCAUCUGAGGGUCAGUGUGCAGCCGCAGAAUAUCCUCGAUUGGGUUUCCCGCUGGGCGCUGGAGAAGUGGGAGUCGGACAGUUAUGAGGCGGAAGAGAGACGGCGGGAGGAGGAGGAGUUGCCAGCAAUUCUGGCCAAGGAGGAGAGGAGGCGGAAGCGGUUGGAGGCGAUGUCACGUGCAGCCAAAGGGGUUGAUGGUAGAAAACUGAAGAGAAAGAGGAUCUUCGACGACGACGCACCAAGAAAGACAGCGAGACUGCGCAGGAUCAGAAUGAGAAGCCCUCCUAAAGAAAGCCCUCCCGGGCCUCUCAAAGCUGCAGGUCGCCGUGCUCCCGGCCAGAGACAUCAGGUUGAGGAGGAGGAGGUUGUGUUUACAUCCCCCAGGCUCUCCCAACACUCUCAGCAGCAACCUUCUUUGUCAACUCCAUCCCGAAGACUUGUCAACAGGAAUCUUCUAGAUUCAGAGAGUGAGGAGAUUGGAUCCAUAGACACAGAUCUUGCCCUUGAUCUCCAAUUGAAAGGCCUUCCGAGCAUGGCGCAGUCUUCCCGAUCUGUCAGCGCGUCACUUGAUCCCGGCGAGGAAACCUCUACCUCGACGCGAUCAGAACGCGACUCCUCACCUGCGUCGCCUCUCUACGGUCAGAGUGCUGUCGCAGCUACCUCCAGUCGAGAGGCACUCAAAAUCUACGAGGAGCUGGAACGGAAGAAGAAUCCUGACGCGGCAUUACUCUCUCGAAGCCCCAAAUCCCCGUUCAAGAGAAAGCUCUACCCUAUCUUCGAUAAGCCCUCCAAGCCAAGCCUUUCAAUCCCCCUUCGAACUCAGCCGUCCCCGCUCUCAGUGUCCAAGAUGUCUGAGCUUGAACCGGAGCCAGAAGAGGAGUCAGAAGAGGAGAAGCAAGACCAGAAGCAAAAUGAUGAACAGAACAAGAAGCAAGAUGAAGAAUCGAGCGAAGAGCCAGAUGAAGGAGGAGAAGAAUCUGAGUACGAAGUUAAUGCUAUCCUUGACGAACAAGUCCGAAAGGAGGACGGCAGGCGUGUUCUCUACUACCUGAUCAACUGGGUGGGCGAUUAUGCCAACUCUUGGGAGCCGAUGGAGAACGUGGGCGACGAAGCUAUCAGAGUCUACAAGGAGAAACGGCGCCGAGAUAGAAUCAUGGGGAUCGAUGGUACCAGAGAGAGUAGUGAUGAUGGAGGAUCAUUCGUCACGCCCGAGAAGCCGAAAUAUGGAGAUAUGCAUGGGAAGGCAAAGGGAACGACUCCAGCGGAGCCACACAGAGGACGACUCAUGUAUGACCAGAAUGAUGAUGAGGAUGAGGUUGAUCAAUUGAGCUAUUGACCAUCCAGGUCCUAAGGCUAGCUGGGGCAUACAUGGCAUUCGGUAGAACAGAUACAUUUGGCGCACUGGGUUCUUGAUCACGCGUGGCAAGGUUGCAUGUUGGGCAGGGACGCUUUGAGCACUCAUCAGUACAGAGAUAUCAAUCCGGA